UUGAACAGUCCAGCCGCGGUCACACUGCAGUACACAGAAAAUUUACAGAAAUUAAAGAAAAAAUUAGGGAAUUCAACGCACAAAACGCGAUUUAAAGUGCCCGAAACGCAAGGCGCUAUCACAAGGCGUCCCCGAGGACCAAAAGGGCACUGAAAACGAGUCCGGAACGACGAGAAUAACACGGACAACGGCCGCCGCGAAAGCAACAGCCCUCCGCCGUCGCCGCCGCCCAAAAAGAACCGACAACUGCCAGCAGACCAGCCAUCAGCACCCCCUGCAGCACCACCCCGCCGCCACCGCCGUCACCGCACAAUCUUCAAUCUCGCACAAAGCACUCCACUCCUACCACAGAGUCCACUCCAGUCCGGGGCAACAACUAAGAACUAGACACACACCAUGCAGGCGAUCAAGUGCGUCGUGGUGGGCGAUGGAGCCGUGGGAAAGACGUGCCUGCUGAUCAGCUAUACGACCAAUGCCUUUCCCGGGGAAUAUAUCCCCACUGUUUUUGACAACUACUCCGCCAACGUGAUGGUGGACGCGAAGCCUAUUAAUCUGGGACUAUGGGAUACCGCUGGACAGGAGGACUAUGACCGCCUCCGACCACUGUCGUAUCCGCAGACCGAUGUCUUCCUCAUCUGCUUUUCGCUGGUGAAUCCGGCCUCGUUCGAGAACGUGCGGGCCAAAUGGUAUCCGGAGGUGCGUCACCACUGCCCCAGCACGCCCAUCAUCCUUGUGGGCACCAAGCUGGAUUUGCGCGACGACAAGAACACGAUCGAGAAGCUGCGCGACAAGAAGCUGGCGCCGAUCACUUACCCGCAGGGUCUGGCCAUGGCCAAGGAGAUCGGUGCGGUCAAGUAUCUGGAGUGCUCGGCGUUGACGCAAAAGGGCCUGAAGACGGUGUUUGAUGAGGCCAUUCGGUCGGUCUUGUGCCCGGUCCUACAGCCCAAGUCCAAGCGCAAGUGCGCCCUGCUCUAAAAGAGAUAGAGCGAUCGAUAGAAAGAGAGAGAAGGAAAGAGAUCCUCCCGCUGGAUUCUAUUUAAACGUAAUAUUAUUAACGAUAAACAAUUAUGUAACCUAAGCGUUGGCCAGAUAGUCUGCGAUCUGGCUAAACCGUAGUUUCUUUGUUACACUUCUUUGCCACUAAUUUGUGAGAUGGAUCCCUGCUGGGAUCCCCCGCCAACCCAUUCAUCCUCUUGCUUUUGUUUCCGUUUCCCGUUCCAAAUUCGUUCUGUGUGUGUUCUAUAAUUCAUAAUCCAUAAUUCUGUUUCCCUGUGUGCAUUAAUUUGAACUAAAAGUUGUCGCGAGAUGUUUCUAGAUAAAAGAAAAUCAUGGAGAACCCAAUGGGAGAUCCGUAAACUGUAAACUCUAA
Messenger RNA from Drosophila serrata, 1369 nucleotides. It is a transcript of the gene Rac1, whose product is annotated as ras-related protein Rac1. Gene Ontology annotation, biological process: small GTPase-mediated signal transduction. Lineage: Eukaryota; Metazoa; Arthropoda; Insecta; Diptera; Drosophilidae. The record is from RefSeq and is a predicted model, not a curated record. Gene Ontology annotation, molecular function: GTPase activity; GTP binding.